Messenger RNA from Aspergillus bombycis, 1119 nucleotides. Its product is annotated as uracil-DNA glycosylase. Gene Ontology annotation, molecular function: uracil DNA N-glycosylase activity. Bases 1 to 1119 code for a protein of 372 amino acids. NCBI's taxonomy places the organism in Eukaryota, Fungi, Ascomycota, Eurotiomycetes, Eurotiales, Aspergillaceae. Gene Ontology annotation, biological process: base-excision repair, AP site formation via deaminated base removal; base-excision repair. Gene Ontology annotation, cellular component: mitochondrion; nucleus. The transcript is spliced from 3 exons. The record is from RefSeq and is a predicted model, not a curated record.
AUGCCCAGCCCAGCAGGCCAGAAGCGCAGUGCUAAUCAUUUGACAACCUCACCCGUCGAUGCGAAGAAAGCCAAGAAUGGUAGUAUUACUUCCUUCUUCGGUCCUCCCAAGGCUAAGACUGUUGAACCUAAAUCAACGUCAUCCUGCUCGUCCAGCUUUAAUAAACAAGGAUGGGUUACGUCGUUGACCUCGGAACAGAGGGAGCUCCUACAGCUUGAGAUCGAAACGUUGGAUGAGAGUUGGCUGGCUCAGCUGAAAGAGGAAUUGGUGACACCCGAGUUUCUAGCGUUGAAACGUUUCCUCCAAAAAGAAAAGCAGUCGGGAGUCAAAAUGUUCCCCCCGGAGAACGAAAUAUAUUCCUGGUCUCGACAUACGCCCCUUCACAAGGUGAAGGUAGUGAUUGUCGGACAAGAUCCCUAUCACAAUCAUAACCAGGCUCAUGGUUUAGCAUUCUCAGUCCGACCUCCGACUCCGGCCCCUCCCUCCCUAGUCAACAUCUACACAGGUAUCAAAAAUGACUAUCCCUCCUUUCAACGACCACCUAACAAAGGAGGGCUUCUGACACCAUGGGCUGAGCGUGGAGUAUUGCUUCUUAAUACUUGUCUAACAGUUCGUGCACAUCAAGCUGCUAGUCAUUCAAACAAAGGAUGGGAACGUUUUACACAGAAAGUAAUUGACAUUGUAGCCAGAGUUCGAUCUCACGGAGUUGUCUUUCUUGCAUGGGGUACACCCGCGGGGAAGCGUGUGGCAGGUAUUAACCGACAGAAGCAUUCUGUACUUCAAUCAGUUCAUCCUAGCCCACUCAGUGCAUCCAGGGGCUUUUUCACCAAUGGACAUUUUAAAAAGUGCAACGAGUGGCUGGCUGAACGUUAUGGUCCAGACGAGGUCAUUGAUUGGAGCCUGACUCCGGGAGCAAAGACUACCAGCCCCCUCGGCACUAUUAAAAGUCCUUCGGUCUCCGUUGACAAACUAGCAUACACUGGGGCAAAGCGAUCUAAAUCACAUGCCUCAGAGUUGGCUGACGUGGUCACACAGCCCUUGGAGCUUCAGGAUACAGAUGAGUUUGAUGAUGAUACCGAUGCUCUCGAAGCUCUAGCAGCCACAGAGACAGCGAGCUAA